Messenger RNA from Columba livia (rock pigeon), 1529 nucleotides. RefSeq names its product cysteine rich DPF motif domain containing 1 (gene CDPF1). The record is from RefSeq and is a predicted model, not a curated record. The coding region runs from base 747 to 1097 and encodes 116 amino acids. NCBI's taxonomy places the organism in Eukaryota, Metazoa, Chordata, Aves, Columbiformes, Columbidae. The transcript has 6 exons.
GAGGGUGUCGGGAGCAUUAGUGCUGCUGACCCGGUGCCGUCCAUCGGCCCUCAGUCACUCUUGGCUGCACAGGACACGACCUGCCGUUUCCAAACCCGAAACCCCUUCCUCCUCCUUGGACGACUCCUGGGGGGGUUUCGCGAUCUGCCCGUCCCGCACCGCGAUACGUGCCCGUGGGGGACGGUAACCGGCAGCUGCCCGCAGCAGCCGCGGUGCCUCCCGUCCUCAGCAAGGAGCCGACGCACCCGGGAGGAGGCGCCGUGCGGGGCCCGCGCAGGCGCACAGCGCCACCUGACCCGGCGCCCUGCGGCGCUGGGCCUUUGAGCAGGAGCGGCGCUGGGCCCUGACGCCUCAGCGGCGGCGCGGGAAGCAGGAAGCGGCCUUGGUGGCUCCGCCGCCUGUCGCCACGGGUGGCGGCGCCGGUCCCGGUGGGAUCCCCCUCUGGAAGCGUGGUGGCCAGAACCCUCCCUGGGGUAGGAGAUGGUAGCUUAAAGAUGGAUGCACCCAAAGCAGCUCAGCCUACAGGAAGCUUCACAUGUCAGCUGUGUGACUUGACAGCUCCAUACACGUACUACGGGCAGAAGCCACCCAACACACGCUCUAUUGUUAGGGAUAUUUUCACCAGAAACUAUGCAGUUACAACUUUGUGUGCAGACAUGAAACUCCCCGUAAAAUGAAGCUCUUAUCUGUAAAUGUACAAGCAGCUCUGUUGAGGCCAUCCCAGUCAAUGAACCCAUCAGGCAAACAUGGUCAGGAACUUGCCAGAACUGAAAGUCAGGCUUUUGGAAGAAUGCUAUGUCAUGAAGGAUCCUUUCACUCCCGACAAGGACAAAUUCCUCAUCCUUGGGUCUCAUUGCAGUUUGUGUAACAGAUCAGUGUGCGUUGGUACACUUAAAGUAUUAAGGAUACCAAGAGACAAAAAACAAUGGGCUCUGGAGGUUGUGCAACUGAAAUCCAGUUUCAGGGCUUUGCAGACACCAAGGCCUCACACUGACGCCGAACGUGAAGGGGCCUGGCAGUCAGUGCAGAAAAGGACAAUAGAUGAAGAGAAGUUGUUCCUUGGGCUUGAAAGUCGCGCAGAGGCGGGCUGUUUGUGAUUUUGAUGUAAUUUUGAUGUAAUCAUCUGCUGAAUCUGCUGCUGAAGUCCAGAUAGUGACAUGGGAAACAAAAGCAAGAGCAGACACGCAGAAAUACCCAAGCCGUUGGGGAGACGCCAGCUCCAAAUGGCCAUGGCAAGAGGAAAACUUUGCUAUUUAGGUAAAACGCAUGGAAUCCAUUACUGCCCAAAAAGACGUCCUGAACCAUCUGAACUGAUGUCUUUAUUCAUGCUUAAAUCCCCAAGAAUAAUCCAUCGGCAACAGCAGCUCCAGCUUACCCAUUAAAUCCUGUUUGGAAUUCAGUGAUCAGCACAUCAGGAGAACCGUGGACUUCAGUCUUGCUACAGGGCAAAGUAAUAACACAUUAACAAGCUUCUCUUUCAAUUGUCCAAACUCUGUACUGCAAGCAGAUUAAAAUAUUCCCUCAGUUUU